AUGGCCAUAGUCGCCGCGGAUAUAAUAUAUAAUAAAAAAAAAAAAAUACCAUUUGUUGGACGUUUAUCCUUUAGACAAUAUAUAAAAAACAAGCACCACAGAUAUGGUAUUAAAAAUUUUAAACUGUGUAUACAAAAUGCAUACACCAUUGGAUUUAGAGUUUAUACUGGUAGAGAAGCAGAGCCUGGAGUUGAAGUAUCAACUAAAAUAGUGAUGGAAAUGUCAGAAGAAUAUUUAGAUUUUGGCCGUACCCUUUAUACUGAUAAUUGGUACAUCAGCAUUAAUUUAGCUCACAAACUUUUAUCUAGAUCUACUAAUUUAGUUGGUACAUUAAUAGCAAAUAGAAAGCAUAAUCCACAAGAUGUUGUGAAACAUAAACUUAAAAAGGGGGAAAUUGUAGCUCAAAAAAGCAAUACAGGAAUAUUCAUUUUGAAAUGGAAAGAUAAAAGAGAGUUAUCCACUAAACAUGAGGACUUAAUUAGGCAAAUACAAACUAAAAUAGGAACUGAAGUUGGAAAGCCAGAAGUAGUUUUGGACUAUAAUCAAGGAAAAGGCCUAGUUGAUGUGAGUGAUUUAAGAUCUUCUUAUCACACUCCUCUUAGGUGA
Molecule: messenger RNA, 606 nt
Organism: Acyrthosiphon pisum (pea aphid)
Lineage: Eukaryota; Metazoa; Arthropoda; Insecta; Hemiptera; Aphididae
Exons: 1
Coding region: 1-606 (201 amino acids)
Source: RefSeq, a predicted model, not a curated record